Messenger RNA from Otolemur garnettii (small-eared galago), 4653 nucleotides. It is a transcript of the gene NSMAF, whose product is annotated as neutral sphingomyelinase activation associated factor. The transcript is spliced from 33 exons. Bases 1338 to 4094 code for a protein of 918 amino acids. The record is from RefSeq and is a predicted model, not a curated record. Gene Ontology annotation, molecular function: protein binding. Lineage: Eukaryota; Metazoa; Chordata; Mammalia; Primates; Galagidae.
AUUAAGGGGGUACAUGUGUUUUGUUUAUAUACUUCGUUCUUUCACACAAAUUGAGUCAAGGUUUUUAAGUGUGCCCCCCACCCACACAGUGUAUACCAUAUCCAAUAGGUAUGAAUUUACCCAUCCCAGCUGAAUGAUACACUUUAAAAGGGUGAAUUGUUUGGUACAUGCAUUAUUUCUCAAUAAAGCAGUUAUAAAAAGAAAAAAAGUCAGGUAACCAAUCAUUUCAACAACUAAGAGAUUAUGACAAAGAUUCUUUGCCUGGCCAAUCUUUAGUCAGGCUUCUGAACCUUCUUCUUGGCCCACCUGUGCACUCAGCUGUAAAAUCCAGUUUUAGCAAAUAAUGCUGCCAAGGCAGUUUAGCAAGAAUCCUCCACAAUGGAUACCUGAAGGAAAUUUUUCACUCUCCUCUCCCUUGGUGUCUGACCACUCUGGCCUGCUUUCAGCCCGAAUCCCGUCAGGCUGUUCCAGCCGUAAUUUUCUGCAGACUUGAUGACGUCUCCUCUUAGCAAUUUUCCAACCAUUGACUCCUGCUCCUCGCACUAUAACCCCUCCUGCUUACUCCGGUAUAUUGUAAUGGAGCCCAGCUCUAUACUGUGGAGUCUUCCUCUGGGAGGGGAUGUCCAACCUUAUUUCUUUUCUGGCCCACAUUGGAAGGAGAGUUGUCUUAAGCCACAGAUUAAAUACACAAACACUAAUGAAAGCUGACUGGUUUAAAAAAAAAAAAAGUGUGUCAGAUAAACACCACCACAAAAAUCGUCCUUACAAAAUCAGCAUGUGCCCACAGGCCACUGGUUGGGCACCCCUGAAUGUCUUCAGUAAAAUGUUGUCACUUCUUUAACUUUUGCCCAGUUCUGUUUUUCUUUGGACAAUGGAGGCCUCAAUAUGUUAUUUCAAAUCCUUGUGGCCAAUAGAUUGGUGGUUUUUAAGGAAGCAUCCGGCUUUAAGCGUAUUUAAGCAUAAAAUAUUCAGAGUGCAGCCCCGCAAUGGUUAGUAAAGUGCUGAAACGUUUAGCGAGUAAGAACAAGUCCAGCCUUGUCUGGACUCCAGUGCCUGGCGAGCCGCCGGCGCGGCCCGAGUGUGGGGCGCCUCGUGUCGCCGCGCCCCUCCUCCGGCCUGAGUCACCGCGCCGCCGGAGUCCCCACGCAGGGAUGCUGCGCUGAGCGCGACCGGACGCCGCGGGGUCUGGGGCGCAGCGUCAGCCUCUCAGCUGCCCAGCGGCGCCCACGGGACGCCAAGCCCGGCCCGCAGCCGCGCGCUCCCCGCCGGCACCGCGCCCGGCCUCCCCGAGGCUCCUCCGGACGUCCCGGGCGGCGGCGGCGGCGGGCCUGCCCUCCAUGGCGUUCACCCGGAAGAAGCACCGGGAGCAGCAGCUGCAGCUCUACUCCAAGGAGAGAUUUUCCUUGCUGCUGCUUAACUUGGAGGAGUACUACUUUGAACAGCACACAGCUAAUCAUAUUCUGCACAAGGGCCGGCACAAUGAAAGGAAAAUCAGAGGCUCCUUAAAAAUAUGUUCAAAAUCAGUGAUUUUUGAACCAGAUGCAAUAUCCCAGCCCAUCAUUAAGAUUCCUUUGAGAGAUUGUAUAAAAAUUGGAAAACAUGGAGAAAAUGGAGCCAAUAGACAUUUUGCAAAGGCAAAAUCUGGGGAGAUUUCACUCAUUUUUAGUCAGGUGUAUUUCAUUAAGGAACAUAAUGUCGUUGCACCAUAUAAAAUAGAAAGGGGCAAAAUGGAAUAUAUCUUCGAACUGGAUGUUUCAGGGAAAGUGGAAGAUGUUGUAGAGACGCUGCUUCAGCUUCACAGAGCAUCUUGCCUUGACAAACUGGGUGACCAAAUGGCCAUGAUAACAGCUAUCCUGCAGUCACGUUUGGCCAGGACAUCAUUUGACAAAAACAGGUUCCAAAGUGUUUCGGAAAAGCUGCACAUGGAAUGCAAGGCAGAAAUGGUGACACCGCUGGUGACGAACCCUGGACACGUGUGCAUCACGGACACAAACCUGUAUUUUCAGCCUCUCAACGGGUACCCGAAACCUGUGGUCCGGAUAACACUCCAAGAUGUGCGGCACAUUUACAAGAGAAGGCACGGCCUCAUGCCCUUGGGCUUGGAAGUAUUUUGCACAGAAGAUGAUCUGUGUUCCGACAUCUACCUAAAGUUCUAUGAACCUCAAGAGAGAGAUGAUCUCUAUUUUUACAUUGCCACAUAUCUAGAGCACCACAUGGCCGAGCACACAGCUGAGAGCUACACACUGCAGUGGCAGCGGGGGCACCUGUCCAACUACCAGUACCUCCUCCACCUCAACAACCUGGCCGACCGCAGCUGCAACGACCUCUCCCAGUACCCUGUGUUUCCCUGGAUAAUCAAUGAUUACUCCAGCUCAGAAUUAGAUUUGUCCAAUCCAGGAACCUUCCGGGACCUUAGUAAGCCAGUGGGGGCCCUAAAUGCAGAACGGCUGGAGAGGCUGCUGGCUCGCUACCAGGAGAUGCCUGAGCCCAAGUUCAUGUACGGAAGUCAUUACUCUUCCCCAGGUUAUGUGCUCUUCUAUCUUGUCAGGAUUGCACCAGAAUAUAUGCUGUGCCUACAGAAUGGAAGAUUUGAUAAUGCAGAUAGAAUGUUCAACAGUAUUGCAGAAACUUGGAAAAACUGUUUGGAUGGUGCAACAGAUUUUAAAGAGCUGAUUCCAGAAUUCUAUGGUGAUGAUGUCAGCUUUUUAGUCAACAGCCUGAAGUUGGAUCUGGGAAAGAGACAAGGUGGACAGAUGGUUGAUGAUGUAGAACUCCCCCCGUGGGCCUCAAGUCCCGAGGACUUUCUCCAGAAGAGCAGAGGUGCCCUGGAGAGCAAUUAUGUGUCAGAGCACCUUCACGAGUGGAUCGAUCUCAUAUUUGGCUACAAGCAAAAAGGGAGCUAUGCCAUCAAGGCUCAUAAUGUAUUUCAUCCCCUGACCUAUGAAGGAGGUGUAGACUUAAACAGCAUCGAAGAUCCUGAUGAGAAAGUAGCCAUGCUGACCCAAAUCUUGGAAUUUGGGCAGACCCCAAAGCAGCUGUUCGUGACGCCACAUCCUCAAAGGAUCACCUCAAAGUUCACAAGUCUGCCCCAAACGUCCAGUUGUAAUGCGUCUGUGGCAUUUUCCCCAGUGAACCCAGGGAUCAACCCCCAAGAGGAUUUAACACUGUCUGGAACACUGGGAGCAAACAUAGCUUUUCUUUCAAUUCACAAGAAUUUUAAAAUAAUUUUAAAAGCAGUUACUGGAAUAGCAGUCUCUCGCAAUGGGUCUUCAGUGUUCACGACAUCACAAGAUUCUACCUUGAAGAUGUUUUCUAAAGAAUCUAAAAUGCUACAAAGAAGUAUAUCAUUUUCAAAUAUGGCUUUAUCAUCUUGUUUACUUUUACCAGGAGAUGCCACUGUCGUAAGUUCUUCCUGGGAUAAUAAUGUCUAUUUUUAUUCCAUAGCAUUUGGAAGACGCCAAGGCACAUUAAUGGGACAUGAUGAUGCUGUCAGCAAGAUAUGUUGGCAUGACAACAGGCUAUAUUCUGCAUCAUGGGAUUCUACAGUGAAGGUGUGGUCUGGUGUUCCUGCAGAGAUGCCGGGCACUAAAAGACACCACUUUGACCUGCUGGCUGAGCUGGAACAUGAUGUCAGUGUAGACACAAUCAAUUUAAAUGCUGCAAGCACACUGUUGGUUUCUGGCACCAAAGAAGGUACAGUGAAUAUCUGGGACCUCUCAACAGCCACCUUAUUGCACCAGAUUCCAUGUCACUCAGGGAUUGUAUUUGAUACUGCUUUUAGCCCAGAUGGUCGCCAUGUCCUCAGCACAGGAGCAGAUGGCUGUGUCAACGUAAUCGACGUGCAGACGGGGACGCUCAUCUCCUCUCUGACGUCAGAGGAGCCCCAGAGGUGCUUUAUCUGGGAUGGAAAUUCUGUUUUAUCUGGAAGUCAGUCUGGUGAAUUGCUUGUUUGGGACCUCCUUGGAGCAAAACUCAGUGAGAGAAUACAGGGCCACACGGGUGCUGUUACAUGUAUAUGGAUGAAUGAACAGUGCAGCAGUGUCAUCACAGGAGGGGAAGACAGACAGAUUGUGUUCUGGAAAUUGCAGUAUUAAGUGCCUUUUCCUCUCUUGAAUAUCAAAUUGAACUCUAAUGUAUUUUAAAACCAAACUUUUAAAUGAACUGAUGAAUGUGCAAUGAUAGUAAUUACAAGUUCUACCAUAUGGAAAACUUUGUGGUUUUGACCAUUCUAAAUCAUGUGACUUCAUUGAAAGCCAUUAGUUGCUGUUCUCUUAAGGCAGAUAAAACAUGGCAGUGUUAGAGAGAAAACAUUACAUUUGUAGGGCAGACGAUCAUCGCAAUGUGAUGGUGGUUAGAAGACAGGACUGGGCAGCAGAGUGGCUGAGAGACAGUAAACUGGGCUGGGGAAACUCAUCAGUAAGUACUGAACAAUUAAGAAUUGUCCAAAAGAAGUGCAGUAAUUUCUACUAUUUCUGAGUCACCAUUUUGUCUUCCUAAUCCACCACAAUUGCCGCCCAUUGGUUUUUUGGGUAUGUGUGUUUUCAUGAAGUGGUCACUUUCUAUAAUGCCUUACCCAGAUUCUAAGAACCUGGGGAGAAUUUGCAGUUCUUAUGACAGUAAGCUUACUGUGUAUAGGAACAGUUGUAUUUCAUU